UUUAAGGGUUUACAGCAUUUUUUUUCGCUGCGCGGACUUCACCCUCGCGAAAAGGGUAAACGCCGUGAAUGGGCGCCUCCCCCAUACGUAUAAUCAUUUUUAUAUACAACAAAUCGGCCAAAAAAAUACGUAAAUGUAUGAAGAGCUGCAUAUAUUAUAUACAUGCGUACUGAUUGUAUAUACAUUUUUUUUUAUGCUUGCCUGCGCGACGAGUAGCUUUUCUUUGGGCUUUCACUGCCGAAUUGCAAUUUUUUUUCAUCCCAAUUUGUACGUUUCAUAUUUUAUAAAAUCCACAAUUUUUUUUUUUUUUACCUUUUCAUUUUUUACAAAUUCAACCAGAAACAGAUGCAAUUGCAAAAUAUAACUCCACUCUGUUUUAAUUCCUUUGGAGCGAACAUUUGAUAAUUCUUUGAACAGAAAAUUUACCCAAGCGAUUGCUUUAUUUAAAAAAAAAUAAUAAAAAAAAAAAGAAGCUUCGUACAAUUACGCAUUUGAAACCUCCCAUCUGCAUAACUCUUUAAGUGUUUCCUUCCUUUUAACGCGCAUUUACACAAUGAGCAAGCUAAACCAAGAUCUCCUAAAGAAAGCCAUCGCCGACGUGUUCGAAGGCACAAAAACGAAGAAGAGAAAAUUCGUUGAGACGAUUGAGCUGCAAAUCGGCCUGAAGGAUUACGACACGCAGAGAGACAAGCGUUUUUCAGGAACAGUCAAAUUGUCAAAUGAAGUGAGAAAGAAACUGAAGGUAUGCAUAUUAGGAGAUGCUGUACACGUGGAGGAAGCACAAAAAUUAGAAUUAGAUUAUAUGGACAUAGAAGCCAUGAAAAAAUUAAAUAAAGAUAAAACGUUGGUUAAAAAGUUGGCCAAAAAAUACGAUGCAUUUUUAGCAAGUCAGGUCAUCUUGCCACAAAUUCCAAAACUUCUUGGUCCAGGUUUAAACAAGGCAGGAAAGUUUCCUUCCCUAAUUACACACAAUGAUAAAAUAAAUGAUAAAAUUUUAGAGUUAAAAUCUUCCAUAAAAUUUCAAUUGAAAAAAGUUUUAUGCAUGGGUGUUCCUGUUGGUCAUGCCAACUUGAAAGAGGAGGAACUGAGAUCCAACAUUGUGCAUGCCAUUAACUUUUUGGUUUCUCUUUUGAAAAAGAAUUGGCAGAACAUUAGGACGCUGCACAUUAAGAGCACCAUGGGAAAGCCCCAGCGAAUUUACGGUUAA
Plasmodium vivax (malaria parasite P. vivax) is the source of this 1207-nucleotide messenger RNA. Its product is annotated as 60S ribosomal protein L10a, putative. Gene Ontology annotation, cellular component: large ribosomal subunit. NCBI's taxonomy places the organism in Eukaryota, Apicomplexa, Aconoidasida, Haemosporida, Plasmodiidae. The coding region runs from base 554 to 1207 and encodes 217 amino acids. The record is from RefSeq and is a predicted model, not a curated record. Gene Ontology annotation, molecular function: RNA binding; structural constituent of ribosome. The transcript is spliced from 2 exons. Gene Ontology annotation, biological process: translation.